This is a messenger RNA of Blastomyces dermatitidis ER-3, 3128 nucleotides long. RefSeq lists its product as uncharacterized. Gene Ontology annotation, molecular function: ATP binding; protein kinase activity. The coding region runs from base 141 to 2525 and encodes 794 amino acids. The transcript has a single exon. Gene Ontology annotation, biological process: protein phosphorylation. NCBI's taxonomy places the organism in Eukaryota, Fungi, Ascomycota, Eurotiomycetes, Onygenales, Ajellomycetaceae. The record is from RefSeq and is a predicted model, not a curated record.
GUUUUUCGCCAAAUAUGCCCGGAAGUAAGAUAAUCCGUUCCGUUCACUUUGUUUUGUUUACCACAUUUCCUCCGCUUUCCAAUUUGUAAUUAAGCACAUACAGCACUGUUGGGACAUUACUAUAAGAUUAUGACUUUAGAAUGGAUCCGAAAAUACAAGAAUUGUUAGCCGAACUCGAGCGAGAAAGAGCUGAACGUGAGCGAGAAAGAGCUGAACGUGAGCGAGAAAGAGCUGAACGUGAGCGAGAAAGAGCUGAACUUGAUCAAGAAAGACAAUGGCGUCAAGAUGCGGAAGCUGAGGCGAGAAGCGAAAGAAGACGGCGUGAAGAAGAGCAACAACGACGUGAAGAAGCAGAAACUUUGGCUGCGAGCUCAGAGUCAUCAACACUGCCUCUCUUUUUACAUGCUUGCCAUGAAUUGUUAGUCGCGAUCAAGAUCGUGACUGACCCUACUCAAACAACUCAAGGCGUGGUAACGAGACCAACAAAUCGGAGGGUUCCAACUCACAUCACGUUGUGGGACACAUUCAAUGAGGAGCAAAUGAAGGUGUGGCACAAGCUCAAUCAGCAUCCUCAUUUCUUGACAGAAAAGCUCUUCCCCUCUCUACAUCAGCUUGACUACGUCCGCCAACUUAUCAGCCCAAUUUCCUCGGAAUGGGAUCUUCGGUACUAUGAACGGGAAACGGUAGAAAAUCAAGUGCGGGCCAUAAUAGACCGAAUAUAUGAGAAUGACGAGCUUAAGAGAGCAUUCGGCUUGCGCGGAUCGAUUACCUUUGACAGCCAUCUUAACCUUGGGCUUUCAGUGCGGGCGGCUGAUUUGAACCCGGGUGAUCAGCAGUCAUCUAUUGAAUCCAUGGUUGGGACUGAAUCAAGUACUGGAAAGAGAAUGGGCAAGAAGAAUAAAGCAAAGAAAAAGGAGACCACAAUGGUCACAGGAGGACAGGCAGAUCGAUUCUGCAUCUAUCGCCAGGAUGGUGAUGAGCACAUCCCGGCGCUCGCUAUUGAGUACAAGGCACCCCACAAGCUCACUCGGAAUGAAAUUGUGAGAGGGCUGGCUCAGGACAUUCAUCCUUCCAAAGAAGUAAUUGGUAAGGACUCAGAUGAUCCUGAUUUCUACUCAAAGCGGUUAGUCGCUGCUGUCAUCACACAGUUGUUCUCCUACAUGGUUGCCAAGGGAGUCCGGUACGGCUAUGUGUGCACUGGAGAAGCCUUUAUCUUUCUACACAUUCUUGAUGAUCCGUCAUCUGUCAUGUGUUCUGUCUGUACUCCCAGCCAAGAUGUUCAAGAAAUCAACGAUGACAGUCUCCAUUUAACUGCCGUCGCUCAGGUACUAUCAUUUACCUUAAGAGCUCUAGUGUCCCCUCCUGUCCUGCAAGAAUGGUAUGAUGCUGUCACAGAACUUGGCAUCUGGCCGGUUGAAUACUCGGAUAUCCUGGAGCAAACACCUCCAACUGCUCGGCAGAAGAAUGUCUCACCUCUGUAUCGGGGCCGACGCCCUACCAAGCUUUCUCCUUUUCAGAUGACAUUACGACCCAGAUGCCGGCCACACACAGAUAUUGUACCUCGAUCGAGAAGCCCUUCCCCCUCAAUAUCUCCAUCUCCAUCUCCAUUGUCACCAUCCACACGUCAUGGACGAACUGUAAACGCUCAAGCCCGCUCUAACCCAGAUCAAAAAUCUGGUAAGAAAGGGCAAUCCAACAAAGACAGUGAUGUGAAUUGGAUAGAUCAUGCUGCUGAAUCACCAAAGAUCAAAAGCCAACCUUACUGUUCUCAGCAGUGCUUGCUGGCUCUACGAGACAAUGGUCCGCUUGACACCUCCUGCCCGAACUAUCUAGCUCACCUUAAGCCACAGAUCCAGCCAGCGGAGUUUCGUGCUCUUAUCCAAGAGCAGCUCUCCAGGGACCGUGGCCCGGAUGCCAACUGUCGCCCUCUCUACAAGAAGGGAAGUUGUGGAGCAGCUUUUAAAAUCCGUCUUUCAUCGCAUGGCUACACUCUACUCGCAAAGGGCGUCGAACGCAACAAUUCACAUAAACUUGAACAUGAAAAUGAAGUAUACCAUAGGCUUCACAAUAUUCAAGGAAACUAUGUUCCUGUUUGUCUCGGAAUUGUCGUGCUUGACCCAAAAUACCCAUAUUACUAUGACGAGGGAGUUUAUACUCAUAUGCUCCUUUUGAGCUGGGCGGGAAAGCCCAUCUUGGAAAUUAUGAAAUUGGAUAAUUCAGCAUGCGUGAUUGAGAUGACAUCACAGUCUCUUCAAGCAAUUCACCUUGCAGGUGUACUGCACCGUGAUGUCGAGCCACGAAAUAUUUUAUGGAAUGAGGACUGCAAUCGCCCUAUGCUUGUAGAUUUUGAACGAGCUGAGAUGCACAAUGCGCUAUCUGCGAUAUCACCGAACCUCAGACUAAAGAGGAAAAGGCUUGGGAAGAACAGAUCUACCUUUUCUAAAGAACUUUCGAAAGCUCAGAGCAGCCUGGAGCGGUGUAGGGAAUUGCUCCGUCAGAAUUCCACCUCAAAGUUCAAGGAAUAGCGCCAUGGAACUCAGUUGGACAACUAUACACGAAGAGCCGAUACGAUAAUGACUAUUGCUGCCAUCACGUGUUCUCGUGCUCUUGCUCAGGCGCUCAUCUCGAAAAGCCUCAAUGUAUGUACUAGAGAAAGAGCCAAGGAUUGAUUGGUCUCAUGAGCUCUAGAUACUUCCUGCGGAAUCCUUGAGAGUAAAUCCUUUCCUUUUUUCCUACAAGUAUUGUUUACUGUUUUGUUUUCUUUUAAAAGAGAUAUAAUGAUAUUCAAUUCUUUUUCUUUUCUUUUCCUUUUUUUUGUAUCUAAGAAUUCAUUAGAUAGCAAAAAAUCAGAUUAUUAUCAAUUCUUCAAGUCUUUUAUAUUGAAAACCUCUGAAAUUCUUACAGCAGCUAGUCUAUAAUGUAAUUCUUGAGAUCUGUGAAGCUUGUAAAGCUUAUAUCAAGUUCUUCUAUAGUUAACUUAAUUUGUUAUUCUGUUUCUAUUUCUGCAGAUAAGAAAUUAGAAAGAGAAGAUUAGAAAAUAGAAGAGAAUUAAAAUAAAGUUCUCUAAUAUACUGAAAGAAUAGUAUAGUGAGAAUAAUAAUAUUUUAAAAGAGUUGAAUAUACAGGAG